ACGUCGGGCUGUUGGCGGGAUAGUUAGCUGAGCAUCUGUGAUCUGUCUCUUUAACCAGAUCACAGCUGUGUGACCUCUGAUCGUUUCCAUGGAAACCAGAGCAUCCCUCAGAGGAGAGCUGCAGCUGUUUCCAUGGUAACAUGGACCAUGUUAUCAGCAGAGACAGCAGGACCUGAACAUCUCCGUGUGAGUCCAGGACAACAGAGUCCAGCAGUCAGAGCGGAGACCUGCUGGAUCUCAGAGACCAGGACCAGGACCAGGAGCAGGACCAGGACCAGGAGCAGGAGCCCGGUUCAGAAAGCAGCUUUAACAAACUCUGAGAUGGAAAAGGUUUCAGCUCCAGAACAGCUGAUCAGAGUUUGUUCCAUCAAAUGUGAGGAUGAAAACAGCCUUCAUCAUCAAUGGAGCUCCGAUACUACGAUUCACCAUGGCAACAGAGACCAGGACCAGGACCAGGACCAGGACCAGGAGAGCAGAAUGGAGGAGCAGCAGAACCCGGACCAGCAGAGCCACAAGGUCCCCAGAAGACCAGCAGCAGGCCCGUCCUCUGAUACCACCGAUGUUCAGAAACGGAGAAGAAGAAAGAGACUGAUUCAUCAGAGAGUUCACACUGGAGAGAAACUACACAGCUGUGACCAAUGUGAGAAAACUUUCUCUUUUCAGAGUACCCUCAAAGUCCACCAACGCAUUCACACUGGAGAGAAAACCUACAGCUGUGAUGGAUGUGGGGCAGCUUUCACUAUAUCAGGUGAUCUGAAAAUACAUCAACGCAUUCACACUGGAGAGAAACCCUACAGCUGUGAUGAAUGUGGAGCAGCUUUCACUACAUCAGGUAAUCUAAAAAGACAUCAACGCAUUCACACUGGAGAGAAACCCUACAGCUGUGAUGAAUGUGGGGCAGCGUUCACUCAAUCAGGUGUCCUAAAAAGACAUCAACGCAUUCACACUGGAGAGAAACCCUACAGCUGUGAUGAAUGUGGGGCAGCUUUCACCCAAUCGGAUGCCCUAAAUAUACAUCAGCGCAUUCACACUGGAGAGAAACCCUACAGCUGUGAUAAAUGUGGCACAGCUUUCACUCAAUCAGGUGACCUGAAAAAGCAUCAACGCAUUCACACUGGAGAGAAACCCUACAGCUGUGAUGAAUGUGGGGCAGCUUUCACUACAUCAGGUGCCCUAAAAACACAUAAAUGCAAUCACACACAGUCAGUUUAACACACAUGGGGAAAAGACACUGGACCAUUGCUUCAUCCCCUUCCGCAACGGCUACAAAGCCCUCCCCUGCCCGCAGUUUAGCAAAUCGGAUCACUCCUCCAGCCUCCUUCUUCCCGCCUAUAGGCAGAGACUGAAACGUGAAGCCCCCGCCUAUAGGACCGUUCACUGCUUGUCAGACCGAUCAGAAGCCAUCCGUCAGAAUUGUUUGAAUCACGUGGAUUGAGAGAUGUUCAGGACUGCCAACGACAGCAUCAGUGACUUCACAGACACAGUCACCAGCUUCAUAAAGAAAUGCACAGAGGACGUAGUCCCCAGAAAAACAAUAAAAACCAAGCCAAAUCUAAAUUCCAGGAUAAACAGUGAUGUCCGGGCAGCCCUCAAUGCUCGGGACACAGCCUUCACCUCAGGCUCACCAGAGGAAUACAAACACUCACGUUAUUCAUUAAGGACAGUAAUCAAACAAGCAAAGAGGGACUACAGACAACAGGUGGAGUCCAAGCUCACUUCCAACAGCCCAAGGCACUUGUGGCAAGGAUUCCAAACCAUGACAGACUUUAAAGGACCUAGACAACAAAUCACAAACACAGCACCCACCCUCCCGGACGAACUUUAUCAUUUUUACUCCAGGUUGGACUCCUCUGUCAGACCCUGUGUCAUGUCCUGCCUCACCCCUGCAGACAAUCAGAACCCCCCCUUACCACCAGUGCCCCCCUUGCUCUCUCUGGACUGUCCCCACCUGCUUCAAAUCCACCACCAUCAUCCCCAUCCCCAAACAACAGAAAGUGACCAGCUUCAAUGACUGGCGCCCCAUAGCCCUCACCCCCAUAACCCUCACCCCCAUAGCCCUCACCCCCAUAGC
Sebastes umbrosus (honeycomb rockfish) is the source of this 2071-nucleotide messenger RNA. Its product is annotated as zinc finger protein 239-like. The coding region runs from base 133 to 1212 and encodes 359 amino acids. The transcript is spliced from 3 exons. Lineage: Eukaryota; Metazoa; Chordata; Actinopteri; Perciformes; Sebastidae. Gene Ontology annotation, biological process: regulation of transcription by RNA polymerase II; central nervous system development. The record is from RefSeq and is a predicted model, not a curated record. Gene Ontology annotation, molecular function: DNA-binding transcription factor activity, RNA polymerase II-specific; RNA polymerase II cis-regulatory region sequence-specific DNA binding. Gene Ontology annotation, cellular component: nucleus.